AUGGCUAUACGCUGGGCUAGACGGCGCCUUCUGAUCGCCACCGUGAUGGCGAUCGCGCUCUACUACUUACUGUCUUCGUCCUACCGCACCCACGAAGUGAGCUCGAUCCUACCGCACACCAAACCGGAAGAUGUGUGGGAGUACUUGGCCGAUUUCAGUCACAUGAAGAAACUCAACCCAACCAUCCAAGGAUUUCGAGUGCUCUCCGAGGAGGGCAACAAGAAUCUGUGGAAGUACACGGUCGAGUACGACGAACGGUUAUCGCACUGGCCGCACAGCUACAACACUGCCAUCGGCCACUACACCGUCAGCAAGCUGUCCAGCGCGGACGGUGGCAAAUAUUCGGUGGCCUCCCAGCACCAAACGUGCUUCUUGGUGGGACUGUUCUGUCUGCGCUCGCAAGGAGAGUUCACGAUCUCGCUGGUCAACCUGUACGACACGCUGGUGACGGAAUCGGUGCGCUUCCAGUGUCCGUUCUUUUUCGGAUCGUUCUGUCAACGGGAGGUCGAGUAUCAGCGAACGGAGAUCGCGAGCAAGCUGAAGCAACACUUUCAGUACCUACGCCAGCGUCGCUCGGAACCUAACGCCGGGACAGGGUGA
Molecule: messenger RNA, 600 nt
Organism: Anopheles cruzii
Lineage: Eukaryota; Metazoa; Arthropoda; Insecta; Diptera; Culicidae
Exons: 3
Coding region: 1-600 (199 amino acids)
Source: RefSeq, a predicted model, not a curated record